AUGUCUUUUGAAGAACAGGGCAUUCCGGUUGAAGCGACUUCGUCACCGCCUGUGGUGACCAUCACCGAUCGGCAGCAAGAGCGAUUGAACGCCUUGCUCGAAGAACAUGGUGCUACCUGGGACUCCCCUGACGAUCCCCACGAUCCCUACAACUGGUCUUCCAUACGGAAAGUUUCAGUCGCGCUGAUCGUCUCGCUGGGGCAACUCGUCACCCUCAUGUCGACUAGUAUGAUGGCCGCCGCGUUGACUCAAAUUGGCGCCGACCUUCACCUAGGCAGUACGGCUACUCAGGUCACCUUCUCAAUCUUCAUCCUGGGUCUCGCCUUUGCUCCGUUUCUAAUCGCUGCUCUCUCCGAAAUGUACGGGCGGCGACCGGUAUGGAUUGCCAGUAAUCUGUUCUAUAUCUUGUGGAAUGCACUGUGUCCCGUGAGUUCCUCAGUCGGGCUCAUGACGGCCGGGCGAUUCCUGGCCGGAUCAGGCGCCAGUGCAGGUAUCACGCUCACGGGUCCUAUCCUGGCGGACAUGUAUCGGCCGGAACAUCGAGGACGCUCCCUCGCGCUGGCCACCUUUAUCCCCUAUCUGGGUCCGGCCCUGGGUCCCAUCAUUGGCGGAGUAAUCUCUCAGCAUCUGCCGUGGGGCUGGCUAUUCUGGAUCCUCUCCAUGUUCGACGCCGUGAUUGUACUGAUCGGCAUCUUCUUUCUGCCGGAAUGCUACACCCCAAGUCUACUUCGGAAGAAGGCCGCCCUCCACCGCUACCGUCAGAAUGCCACCACUGCUCCCCUCUCCUCCUUCAGCAAACACUCUCUCACGCACAAAGCCUUCUAUCAAGACCUCAGCGCCCGGCUAGGCGCCCACCUCAUUCGACCACUAGGUCUCCUCAUCUACCGCCCAGCGAUCCAGGUCAUCGCGCUGAUCAUGGCGCUGAACUUCGCCAUCUACUGCCUCCUGCUGUCCACCUACGCGACCCUCUGGAUCGAGCGGUACGGCGAGUCCGCGACAAUCAGCAGCCUGAACUACAUCGCCCUCGCGAUCGGCACCAUCACCGCCUCGCAGGCGGGCGGCCACCUAAUGGACCGAAUCUACCGAGCCCUAAAGGCGCGCCACCCCGACGGCGCACCCACCCCAGAAGUCCGGGUCCCGUUCCUGGUCCCCGGCAUCCUCCUGAUCCCCGUGGGUAUCUUUCUGUACGGCUGGUCGGCGGAGGGACGCCUGCAUUGGGUCGUCGUUGAUGUCGGCACCGCCAUCUUCGUCACGGGCAGCUUCAUGCUGUCCCAGGGCAUGCUAGCCUACCUGCUGGACGAGUUCACCACGCACGCCGCCUCGGCCACCGCCGCCGCGCGCAUGUUGUCCAACAUCCUCGGCUUCGUCUUCCCCAUCUUUACCCCGGAUCUGUAUGCCGCCCUCGGGUACGGGUGGGGGAACAGCCUGCUGGGAUUCAUCUUUGUUGCGGUGUGUUGGCCUAUUCCUGUGAUACUGUGGGUCUACGGAUCCCGCUUACGAGCUAUUGGGCGGACGUGAAAGUCGUAGAGUCAGUGCUUUUGGGCCUUGUCAUCUUGUGCAGCUGCAUGAUGUCCGAUAACAUUGGGGAAUCGGGGGAGUGAGUGCUCGGUCUAGAUCGGAUUUAGAUUCCUGCCGGUAGCCCCGAGCUCCGAGCUCGGGACUUCGGUCUUUAGAGCUGCAUAGUCGAAC
Molecule: messenger RNA, 1689 nt
Organism: Aspergillus aculeatinus CBS 121060
Lineage: Eukaryota; Fungi; Ascomycota; Eurotiomycetes; Eurotiales; Aspergillaceae
Product: MFS general substrate transporter
Exons: 3
Coding region: 1-1518 (505 amino acids)
Biological process (GO): transmembrane transport
Cellular component (GO): membrane
Molecular function (GO): transmembrane transporter activity
Source: RefSeq, a predicted model, not a curated record